Zasmidium cellare ATCC 36951 is the source of this 1014-nucleotide messenger RNA. RefSeq lists its product as uncharacterized. Gene Ontology annotation, molecular function: oxidoreductase activity, acting on NAD(P)H. Bases 1 to 1014 code for a protein of 337 amino acids. The transcript has 2 exons. The record is from RefSeq and is a predicted model, not a curated record. Lineage: Eukaryota; Fungi; Ascomycota; Dothideomycetes; Mycosphaerellales; Mycosphaerellaceae.
AUGCCUGCGUCAACACCUACAACGACGGUCCAGCUCCAAUGCAUGAAACAAGGCGGACCAUUGGAGAUCGUUCAUGUACCAUAUCCGACUCCGAAGGAAGAUGAAGUCUUGAUUCGCCAGAAGGUGGUCGCUUUCAACUUGGUCGACACCAAACAGCGAGAUUUUGCUGUCCGCAGCAGCAAGUUCCCGUGUGUGUUAGGACUGGAGGGCGGCGGUGUGGUUGAGGCCGUUGGAGACGGAGUUACGAGAUUCAAAGUUGGCGAUGAGGUGGCUGGAUGGGAGUGGGAAGCUUUUCAGGAAAGAGUGGCUGCGAAAGAGGGCAUGCUCUUCAAGAAACCAAGCAAUCUGACUUUGGUGGAGGCUGCAUCGAUGCCAGAUUGCCUGGUCACGGCGAUCUCGGCCAUUGUCACUGCCCUGCACAUUCCGCUGCCGUUCUUCAGCAGCCUCCCUGCCGAAGGAUCACCGCCAUCGUCAGUCCUCAUUCUCGGCGGUGCAUCGGCUGUGGGUGCCAACGCAGUCCAGCUGCUGGGAGUUGCAUAUCCAUCGCUGCCUAUCAUUGCUACGGCCUCUUCGAAACACCACUCCCAUAUCACCAACCUUGGAGCCAGCCAAGUCGUCGACUACAAGUCUAGCUCUGUCACUGCAGAUAUCAAAGCUGCUUCGCCCAACGGUAUCGGCGUUGAUAUUAUCAUCGACUGUGUCGCAGCGGGCGCCAGCCAGACCGAUAUUUGCGAUGCGUUGGACAAGAACGGGUCGAAGAGGUACAGCAGUGUCUUUACCGGAGUUGAUAUGCCUGUACUAGAAGGUGUAAACAAGAUUGUUACUUUAGUAAACUUGGCGCUUAAUAGACCUAGAGGAAACGAAAUAAUCGCGGAGAUAACGAAGCUAGUAGAGAAGGGUAUAUAUAAACUACCUCUACCGGUUAGAGUUAUUAGAUACGGUCUAGAGGCGUUAGUAGAUAUCUUAGACGAGGUUAAGAAAGCUAGCUAUAAAAAACCUAUUCUAAUAUUAUAA